Molecule: messenger RNA, 825 nt
Organism: Naegleria fowleri
Lineage: Eukaryota; Heterolobosea; Eutetramitea; Acrasida; Naegleriidae
Exons: 1
Coding region: 1-825 (274 amino acids)
Source: RefSeq, a predicted model, not a curated record
AUGUCCUCUCAUUGUACACACAAUCUUACAUCCGAAGAGCACUCCCAAUGUCCCCAUUCUCACCAUAAUCAUCAUCAUCACGGAAACGAUCUAUCUGUUGCUGAAUUGAAUUCAAAAACAUUCGAUCAGAUGGCUUUGAAUUGGGACACCAAUCCAUCAAAGGCUGAAUUUUCACGACGAGUAGCACAUGGCAUUCGUGAUGUUUUUCGAGGAGUCUUGGAGAAGAUGAAUCAAAAACAGGACUUGUUGAUUAUGGAUUUUGGUUGUGGCACUGGUACACUCUCUCUUUUGUUUUUGAAUGAAUUCAAAGAAUACAUCAAAAGAAUUGACGCGGUGGAUAUGAGUGAAGGAAUGAUUUCGCAAUUAAAGGAAAAGAAGUCAAAACUUAUUCAAGAAGGUUUGCUGGAAGGUGAUGACAAAAUAAUUUCGCAUGUCAUUGACUUGGCUUUAGCUGAAACUGUGAACCAUCCCAUUGUGGAAAAUAAGGGUAAAUGUAAUGUGAUUAUUUCAGGUAUGGUGUUUCAUCACUUGGAAAACGUUCCAGAAAAGAUGAAACUUUUAGCAAGUUACCUUGCUCCAGGUGGUGUUUUGAUCUUUACUGACCUCGACAAGGAUCAAGAACAUAGUGAUAAAUUUCAUUGUAAACACAUGACACAUGAGGUUCCAUAUAAGGGCGGCUUCUCUUCAAAUGAAAUUAGUCAAUGGUUGAAAGAGGCUCAUUUUGUGGACGAAGAGUUUUCCAGAAAUGUUACCACUUCAAAAAAAGGCAACGAUGGUAUUGAAAGAGAGUUUAUUUUGAUGACUACAAGCGCAUCCAAGCACUAG